Ornithodoros turicata is the source of this 6520-nucleotide messenger RNA. It is a transcript of the gene temp, whose product is annotated as protein prenyltransferase alpha subunit repeat-containing protein 1-like. The transcript is spliced from 7 exons. Gene Ontology annotation, cellular component: cytoplasm. The record is from RefSeq and is a predicted model, not a curated record. Gene Ontology annotation, biological process: protein prenylation. Bases 2943 to 3935 code for a protein of 330 amino acids. Gene Ontology annotation, molecular function: protein prenyltransferase activity. Lineage: Eukaryota; Metazoa; Arthropoda; Arachnida; Ixodida; Argasidae.
GUAUUUCACAAAGACAAGCAGAGAUGUAAGCUCUGCAUUUCUUCUUACUCCAAAUCGGAGUGCAGUAAGUGUAGUGUCAGGCUCUGCCUGAAUGGAAACAAGAAUUGCUUCUUGGCAUUCCACAACAAGUCAUAAGACUGGAGUAGCAGGGAAUACAGCGUGCUUCAAUUCGUCGGUUCCUUUGUUUUGUGGAGGGGAGCACCUUUAUUGACCAAUGACUCCCACAGGAAUCCUAUGUCUGUAAGCUAUAAUAAACACCGCAAAACUUUGAAACUUUUUUCAGGUGUUCUUUAUGUUUUGAGAAGCACAGAAACAAAAUUUUGAAUUUUUCCCUCGGCGUACAAAAAUUCGGGCAAGAAUGGGUUAGGGUAACUUACCCAAGGCCGGCACCGUCUUGGUGACUCGAAUUCAAAUGAACUCUCAAUAACGGAGAGUUAGUUAUAAAUAGCAUGACAUUUUUGCUGGAACACGUAGCGAGGUCCAAAGCUCUUAGGAGACGAGCUCUUGCACAUUGCUUUAAUCAGCGCACAUAUUACGUCAGUGUUAUGUGGGAGUUUGAUGAUGUACUUACCCUCUUCUUGUUUUGCUUCCUUGCAUAUCCUUUAAGGUCUGCAAGUACGUUUUCUUUUGAUAGCUCUUCACAAAGUGCCUUCACUGUCUCCUAGUCGUGGAAGAGCAUAAGUAUCGCAGUGAAUCAAAACAUAGCAAAAGGUUGCUAGUCCGACUCUUUCCGAGGCUACUACUAUGCAUUACCGAUACUCUGCUACCACUAUACCCUGCUAUCGGCAGCAAUGUCGCUCUCAUCAUUGCCUCCCAAACUGCUAGUAUGAUAGUACUGACCUGAGAAGAUUUUAUUUCUUUCAUCAGCAAUGUCCACUGGGCAUCAUCACUGCUGAUACACAGUUUUGCUCUACCCCUGAGCUCCUUCAAAUUGUCGACUGCCAAGAGUGCAUCUCGUAGAACAUCAACAGUUUUCUGCAGAGGAGAAACACAGCAUUCCUGUGAAAGUGCACUGCUCCUAAAUUGUGUACUCUCACAGUUGCCGUCGAAACUGUUUGCACCACAUUGGCACUUUUCUCCUCCUCGUGUCUCUUAAUCUUCUCUUUCAUCCAGUCAGGAACAAUUUGUAAAAGAGCAUUUUCCUUUCCUUCGUCAGGACCUGUAUUAUCUGGUGGUUUACUCGAACAAGGUGUUUGCUUGUGGGGUGCAUUCUGCUGUGUGGAUUGACCCCACAGUGCUCCUGGCCAACCACUUGGCUGGAUGUUUUGUGGAGACUGCUGGAUAAAAAACAAAACAAGAACACUGUUAAAAGGCAUUUACAAAAAUCUUACUGGGUGGCAUAGGCUUUCCUUCAAUCUCAAAGGAAUGUUAUCACCUUAUUUGCAUAGACUGCCAGUGGUUCCCCCCUCUAUACACCGCGUCAAAGGUCUUGCAAUGCUCCCCCAAAAUAGGCCCAAAACAGCAAAUACUGGUGUCAUACCCAUUAUGGAAUUGCACCCACACCUCCAAGAUGAAAAUCCUGUGCAUAUCCCUGUACACUACAUUUAUGUUAAAGUAUUAGGUCAAACAUUUUCAGUCCCACUAUGAUUCAAUUGUAGAAAUUUUGUUCCAGUACAUAGCUUCAAGAUGGUGACAGAUAUCCAAUAUGGAGUGCAGUACCAAUCAAGCUAAGAACAUGGUUAAGCCUGGUUCAUGAUAAUGGUUUGAACACAUGUUCACACUCAGUAAGAACUCCAGCCCUGGUGCACCCUACAGCAAUAGUGUUCACCAUUGGGAGUGGUUGGCUCCAAGGCAGAAGAGCAGGAGGAGGACCUUGAUGAGAUGCCUGACUGAAGGUAUUGGGCUGAAUGGCACAGAACGGACUGGGCUGCUGCUGGAAGGGUGCGGCAUAGUUGUAUGAUGGCUGGGAUGGCUGGAAGUUGGCAGGCCAUGUGCCAGUGCUUGGAGGUGGAACGGAUGCAGCCUGAGGAUGUACGACAGGAGGUGGCGGUGGGUACUGCUGCCAGUAUGACAUGCUGCGAACGUAUAAACCAAACAAUAGUGAUAUUGACUGUAGCGAUCAGUCGUUUGGUACUGCUUGUAGCCCACGCGCUGCAAAUGUAUCCAAGCUGUAUACUGCUACAUUGCAUCACUUAUUAUUAUCGUAGCGUGCGGGGAUCACAAGUUUUCUUUUUUGUUGGUUGAUUCUUUUAUCAACAAAAAAGCAAGUUAUUUUCUAUACUAUGUGAAGUAAACUAUGUCGAACUAGAGUCACUAAAUGGCUGCACGUAGCUAUUUAGUCGCUCUAGGUUGAACAUGCUUCUAGUUUCUACAUUCUACAUGAUGUAGUUGUGUACAAGCCUGGGACAUCUGUUUUCUUAGACGUUUGGUAGCAGCCAUAACAAAAGUGCCAUCGUUCACUUGGAUGUGGGUGUAGCGCUAUGAUUAUACGCUUUGGGGAAGAGGCAAAAACAUAACUCUAGCAUGAGGUGACCACCGAGUGUGCCACACUAUUGCCCGCUGUCACAGCCUUCUUUUGCUAGGCGAGUAGCUGUAUAUGAUUAACAGCCACAAAAAGGCCGUUCCUAGUUCAUUGUAAUACCUUGUGGUUAAUUCCAGGCAAGCCUUAACAGUGUUGACCUCGGAAUGAUUAAAAUUUCACAACCAUUCAAGACAUGCAAGUAUGCAACAUGCCGGUUGCCGUGGGAACCAGAGGUAGCGCCCUUCGCCGGAUAAAUAAGCAACUUUAUUUUGUUGUAUUGUCUCGACAGAUGUCGCGAGAUCUCUUCGCUGAGCAAAGCGGCGCAAUACUGACCGCUUUGAUUGUGCUCAAAGUUGUCAUUUUUAUUUGAUUAUUUAACGCAUGGAUAUCAGUUGACACUCACCUUUCACCGGUAACGUCCGUGAGGCCGCUUGUGAGAAGCAAAUCGUAAGAGUUUGUCUGGCACAGUCAGUACAACAAGAUGGACCAUGAAUCGUUGGCGGAAAGAAUACUUCUGGACUUGAGCAAUGCCUUCAAGAAAGAGCCAUACAUUAAGGAGUUCGAUGUGCUUCCUGUGAGCAACUCGUCCUGCAACCGCAGUCCAGUGGUCUGUGUGGACGGCCACCUUGCUCUGGGAAGUUGGUGCAUCCCGCAUGUCUAUGGCUAUGCCUACUCCAAGCUCAUGGAAGCCCGAAGCAACAUCGGCAGAUAUGAAAAAGACGCAGUUCUUGGUUGGUCGAGGCUGGUUAUCUUGGUGAACCCAGAUGUACAGCUGGCAUGGAACGUAAGGAAAGAACUGUUCUUAUGCAAACAAACUACCUUUGAAGAGGAGCUCAAAUUCUCGCAUCUGGUUCUUACACGGAAGCCAAAGUGCUCUGAGGUGUUUGCUCAUAGACGAUGGAUAUUACAACAUACAUUACCGGGCCUUUCUAGCGAUAGGAUGGGCAAUAUUCUGCAGGAAGAGCUUAAAGCCUGCCAACUGGCAGCAAACAAAUACCACUCAAACUAUUAUGCUUGGGCAUACCGGAUAUGGCUCAUGGACAGCUUUGUACAUGGAAACCCUUUGGUACUCGAAUCAGAGAUCCAGAUGACACGGGAUUGGGUGCAAAACCAUGUGUCGGACUGCAGCGGUUUUCACUACCGGCAGUACCUGCUCAAACGAGUGGGCAGCUCUCCACUACUUGUUCGGGAACUUGCCCUGUGUGACGAGCUGUGUCUGCAGUUUCCAGGACACGAAGCUAUCUGGAGCCACCGCCGCUUCUGCCUCUGGUGGUUACACCCACCAACGUCAGUCGCAGCGACAAACGGAGAACAGUCAUUGGCCAAGAAAGCGCGUGGCACGACCGAUUGGUGUGCAACGGAAGAAGCUUUUUUGGCUUGUUGCGCUGGUCAGGGAGCGUGGCAGGACACACUGGUUCACCGUCACGUUCAGUGGUUACGGAACGUACUGAAUUGGAUGGGGUCGGUUCCAUGAUAAAGAGUAUUGUCUACAGCAGGGAGAUUGAGAAUUCGGCAAAUGGCUCCAGACACUGCUACUGGUGCUCUGAAACUCGCCAAGCUAGAGAGCAAACAGAAGUCUUCCAGGAGCUGUGCGAACGCAAAACAGGAUGAUGGAUCGCACCCCCAAUUUCCAUCGUGCUUGUCUUUCACAAAAUAAGUUAAUGUGAUGGUCCCUUGAGACCGUGAUACCAUUCUCUCUUGAGGCCAUCAGCUACGAGUGAGACAGAGGCAGGGCAGGUAGAGUUAGAGUGAGAGAGAGGUAGAGGACUUGCGACAUCUUUUUUCGGGUAGGCUAUCACAUGGUACGUGCAUAUAGUAGCACUGCACGUUAUGUUUCUACGCCGCAAGGUUAUGGUGCUAUAUGCUUUUAAGGGGUGCCAUAUUGCAUAACGAUGCCAACACUGAGAGACUUGAGGGCUUCUGUGCACUUUCAAGUUUACAUUGCAGGGCACGAAUAAUGUCUUGUGGCACAUUGGCACUUUGCAGAGGCUGUUACGUAUAAAGUAGGUGCUGGUGUGAGGAUUCAUGUAGGACAUUCCACAUCUAAUGACUAUGGAGUAUCAAAGGGCGACGUGCCGUGGUUUGAGGCAGUCUCUGCACUCUACGGACACCUUAAAAGAUGUUUAAUCCGUAAUCUCACUUUUGCCCAUGGCUUUCUCCUCAGAACGUGCCACAGACCCCUGCACUGCAUCUUUCUCUGGAAAAAAAAAAGCACUACCUCUACUACUGUGCAGCAUAUUCUUGGUAUCACGCAAAGUGUUUUCGUCUUACCUUAAAAAAUGAGUGAAAUAAAACUUGCGUGGCAUCAACUGCGUACCACACACGAGUAAAGCUGUGCCAUUCUGUGGGGUCCAUGCCGCAUUAUUUUGUACAGGUUCUCACAUUUGCACGUGCGGGCAGUUCACAAGAACAUCACCACUUUUAAUGAGUAUUACUUUUACUUUAAAGUAGGUAGGAAGCAAAGGGUUGCAACUUGUUUCAUAUGUCAGUUACACUUACCUGUAACACUGUGAAAUGAUAUAGCUGAGGCAUGGAAGGUUGGAACCACAUGCUUUCUUUGAAAACGUGUUCCUGUCAGCUCUUCCUGAUGUGGCACAUGAGCACCAUGUUGGCAGAGUUGUUGUUACUAUAUUGUUACUGUCAUUACUAUUUUAAGAUCAAUAUUUUUCUAGUCCGUAGCACGUGGACAGCGCUAGUUUUGUGUAACAACGUCCAACUGUUUCAUGUAGCCUAGCUGUACCGUGCAGUGCACAGCAAGUGCUCACUAACCACAUUAUUGUUUCAAGAGGUGUUCUUUGUCAGAGAAAUAUAUACCGUAGCAUGAAAGAACAUUUUCAGACUAGAGUAUGAUACUGGAAUGUGUUCAUUAGAAAGUUGCUCAAGCGGAAUGUGUUGCAUCUCCCAAAUAAAAUAGCUAAUAGCACAGCAAAGUUCCCCCCCCCCCCAUGUGUUGCUGUUGUGGGGGCGUAUGUUUGUCAGAAAGUAUUGUGGUUUCCAUACAGGUGCAUCUAACAUAAAAGCUGAUGCGCUUUGGAGCACGUAACAAUAUAGUAAAAACUGCACGAACAAAUAGAUAUUUUUAUUAUCCCUGUAGGUUGGCCCUGUGGCCGAUUAAUAUGGUAAAGCUUGUACACCAGUGUAGGCAACAAGAAGUCACAUUGUGGUCAUGAGUGCUAAAGUAUGUAGUGAGAGAAUUGUUAAACGUAGCAUAAUACCUGACAAUGAUUUUCGUGGUGUCUAUCAUUCAAAGUAACUUUUGCUGUAAAAGUUCUUAAGUUGGGAAUGUGACAUUAUUUGUCUCGAGGAUUACUUUUAUUUCCAACAGAGGCAACAUUGAGUAAGCUUCGUGACAUUGCAAAAUGCAGUUCUUCAAGUACAUCUUUGAGCAGUGUGUCCACUUUAUUUGAGUAGAAAUUUGUGCCGGGCUUUUUCAGUAGGUCUAGUCACGUUCACGCGGUUUUAUUCUCAUUUUUUGCCAACCUCUGUCAAGCUUAUGUGUCACUACAAAGUGAUUGCCAUCGCAUCAAAUGUUUCGGAUUUGACUAAACCAAAUCAUCGAGGUACUUUUAGACCUGCACGAUAACUUACAGCUGAGGCAUAAUAGCACCACAGUCUAUUUUCGUACUUAAACACGGUGUUAGCCAGACUAUAGCUAAGUCAUUGUAUGACAGCGCUAGAAAAGGAAAAAAAAGGACUCCUACUCAUUGUCAAACUUGAUGUUGUUUGAUGUCACACUUGUGGGCAGAGUUCAGCGUGCUGGUUCUGCCACAUGGUACUCGCACUGCUCAUUCAGCAGUUUCUGCUGAAAGCGACUAAUUGUACGUAACACACACAUGCCCUUUACCUUAAUGAAGAAGCAAUAUCUGCAUGUAGUGUGCAUAACUUCUAGAAGGACAAAUAGUACAAAUGCAUGUGCUUGGUAAUUGUUGUUCUCAAGAAAUAUAUUGUGUCCACAUUGUUGGAAAAGUGCAUCAUGCUCUGCUUUGAGGUGCUCUCAGUACCCGUUGGUUGGCAUGGGGAAAGACUUUAUUAAAGCUGUUUGCAAAGCGAGCAAAAGUG